CAUUGUUAAUCCUGGGACUCCCUCCAGGCCUGCACCACUUCUCCUUCUCUUCCAUAACCUUGUAGCCUUGUCUUACCAGAUUGAACCAAACUACCUUCACCAUUGUGCCAAAAUUUCUGUUAAAUGAAAGAUUUUGAACUCAAAUAACUCAUUUGAAAUGCGUCAUGGAUUCACCCUCCCUUCAUCACAAUUCAAAACAACUAAUCAAAUCCUAAUUCUUUCUCAUCAUAAUAAUCAUCAUCUCCCAAGAACAUACCUUUAUCCUUUUACUCUCCACCUUCAAACUCAAUUUCUCUCUCCUACUUCUGUUCCAAUACUUAGAUGCUGCUACGGAGGCCAUGUAAUUGAUCUUAUGGUGCUGGGAAAUUGCAGAAAUUUGAGGAAGAGGCAGAGAUGUAAAGUGGGUGGUGUUCAAAUUAUAGCCAGUGUGAGAGAAACCCCAUAUCAAGUUUUGGGGAUUUCAUCUUCUGCUACACCGAGUGAAAUCAAAAGGGCUUAUCGAAAACUUGCUCUCAAAUAUCACCCAGACGUUAAUAAAGAGGCAAAUGCUCAAGAGAAAUUUUUGAGAAUAAAGCAUGCAUAUAAUACAUUGAUCAACUCUGAUUCUCGAGGUAGAUAUGAUGCUGGAAAUUACAAAUCUGAUUUUUCAUAUUCAUCUUCUGGAAGGCGUCAGAGCACCCAAGAAGAGGAAGAAUUCUAUGGUUUCGGUGAAUUUUUGAGGGAUGUCCAAAUUUCAGUAGGUGAUUUCUUUAGAGAUCUACAGGAAGAAUUUCAAAACUGGGAAGCAAAUGCCUCGUCACAAGGAAAGCCAAAGAGCUUGUGGGAAGAGUUAGGGGAAAUAGGUGAAGAAUUUGUUGAAUUUUUGGAGAAAGAACUUAACAUCACUGAUGAAGAUGUCAAUGGUGAGACACCUAGAGAAGGUUCUUUUGGAAGCUCUAGUGCUAAAAGAGGAAAUAAUGUUGACAAUGGAAAUGGUGGAAAAAGCAGCAUUGAAGAGAGUAUUGACGACAUCGAAGCUGCUCUUUCUCAAUUGAAGAAGGAAUUGGGUCUAUAGUGUUGAAGACUAUAUGUUCUUUUGUUGUUUAGAAUUAUUAAACCACAUCAUGAUAGUUUCAACUGGAAAGGUCGGAAUUUCGUCUGGCUUGUCCGACACUUUAUCCAUGCUACACUGUCGUAAGCGGAAGAAGGAUAUUACAAGUUGCCGGAGGCCUGACUGAGCAAGUAAAUCCCUGAAUAUGCCCUACAUCAGAGAGCCUAAGCUCCAAACGAAUACGUUUAUUUUUCAGAUGAAUAUGAUUUGAGAUGAAUAUUAUUAUUAAUGGGACAUGCCAAUUCAUAUGACUUAUUUGUUUAAACGUUUAUUUGUUCAAUUCAUAUGCCAUAACAA
Messenger RNA from Spinacia oleracea (spinach), 1387 nucleotides. RefSeq lists its product as uncharacterized. The coding region runs from base 158 to 1054 and encodes 298 amino acids. Gene Ontology annotation, cellular component: cytoplasm. The transcript is spliced from 5 exons. Gene Ontology annotation, biological process: protein refolding. Lineage: Eukaryota; Viridiplantae; Streptophyta; Magnoliopsida; Caryophyllales; Amaranthaceae. The record is from RefSeq and is a predicted model, not a curated record.